Messenger RNA from Emiliania huxleyi CCMP1516, 1001 nucleotides. RefSeq lists its product as hypothetical. NCBI's taxonomy places the organism in Eukaryota, Haptophyta, Isochrysidales, Noelaerhabdaceae. The record is from RefSeq and is a predicted model, not a curated record. The transcript is spliced from 3 exons. Bases 1 to 927 code for a protein of 308 amino acids.
AUGCAGGCGGCCGCCGCAGCCUCCGCCACCUCUGCCACCUCCGCAGCUCCCACCGCCACUGCCUCUGCCGCCGCCGCCGCCGCCUCCGCCAUCCCCGCCACCACCGCCACCGCCACCGCCGCGUCGUGCGCCUCGACGCGCGAGCACACCGACCUGGACGGCGCCGUCGUCCAGGACGGGUACGGGCCGCGCGGUCUCUCGCUGCCGCCGGACGAGUGUCGCGCCGCCUGCGGCCGCACACGCGGCUGCAACGUCUGGGUAUCGUGCGCCGACGCAAAGGCGUGCGGACAGCAGUGCUGGCUCAAGUGGGUGGAGGUGCCGUCCACGGCGCCGCUGCGCGGCGAGGGCGCACACGUGCCGUGGAGUGCAGGCACCUGUGAAAAGGACAAGCCGGGAUCGGUGCCGCUGCCGUCGGCGGAGCAGCUCGAGGCGGUGCGGGUGGUGGCGCUGCGCACCGCGAAGGGCGAGCUGCGGAUCAAGCUGCGGCCCGACUGGCACGCCCCGUCGGUGACGUACGUGCGGACAGUCGCUCUGACCGACACGUGCACAGCCAAGUGCGUCUUCUACCGCGCGGAGCCUGGCUUCCUGCUGCAGGGCGGCAUGCGCGCGGUCGUGCCUCCAAACAGCCGGUGCCGCGCCUUCCCGGGCGGGCCUGCCGACUGCACCGACCCGCAGGAGCGGCCCGGCGGGAAAAUGAUGGAGAAGGGGCAGGUGGCGUGGGCGGGAGGCAGCGCCGGGCCCGACCUGUUCAUACUGAUGGGGCGCAACGGGUUCGGCGCCACUCACACCGUGUGGGGCGAGCUGGCGGACGAGGCGUCGCUCGCGCUCGCGCUCGAGCUCGUGCAGGCGCCCAUAGAGAAGGGCCUCAAGCCCGGCUCGAUGAGGAUGAUCGCAGACCCGAUCUCGUUCACGGUGCACGUGGUGUGACCGCGUGAGAUUCCUGUGUGCGCGGUGGGCAUGUCCUGCCCUGUUUAUGUUGAAGAAGUUUGUGGUGUGUCUAA